GAGCAUAAAGACCUAUUGUUGUUGCGAGGUCUAUAAAUGGAUCGCAGCCUCAGAUCCGGCUCAUCUUCUCACCAAUCCUUCGCCAGACGACGCUGCGCUACUCGGACGGAGCGAUGUUAUCCAGGUUGCUGGGACUCCUCGUCCUCUCCUCCCUCUGCUCAGCCAUGCUGCUACCCACCGACACCACCACCUCCACCAGGUCUUCCAGGGAGAAGGACCCCAACACCCACCACUGGAAAGGUAGCUUAGAAGAUAAGGAGUCUUCUGGUUCAAGUGAGUCAUCUGAGGAGAUGGGUGCGCCGUGGUUACCUGCCACCCGUAGCGUCCAGAUGCCCCCGCCGAUGCCGAUGCCCGUUGGACAACCUUGGCCACCCGGUGGCAACAUGACUGACCUCCGGGCAUUAGGGCCCAUUGACCCGUCGAUGCCCCCCAUGCCUAAUAUGGCCAUCUGCGACAUGCUGAUGAACCAACCGGUUCCGCCGCCUAUCGACCAGAUUCCUAUAUUCUGCAUCUGUUCGCUCUGUAAGGGCACCGGGGGGCCCAAAGGAGACCGCGGAGACCGGGGUCCUCCAGGUUUUCCGGGGAGUCCUGGGCCAAGAGGGAUGACCGGGUUCCAGGGUCGACCAGGAUUCACCGGCCUUCAGGGGAUAAAGGGUGAGAAGGGGGACAUGGGGCAGAUGGGGCAGAUGGGCCCUCAAGGUUUCACCGGGACGAAGGGGGAGCGAGGCUUCAAAGGAGAAAAAGGGGACCAAGGAUUGGAAGGCCCCCCAGGCUCACAAGGCCCCCAGGGAGAAACCGGCACAUGCCCUGCCACCUGCCAGAGUGUCCAGGGUCCACCAGGUCUACAAGGCGUCCCUGGACCGGCCGGAGCCCGGGGCCUGCCUGGGGUCCAGGGGCCUAUGGGACUCAAAGGUCCUAUGGGCGAUAAGGGUGACAUGGGUAAACCGGGUGAACCCGGCCAAAACGGAACGAAGGGUGAUCAAGGUGAGAAAGGGUUGUGUAUGUGUAAAGAUGGAGUGAACGGCACUAAUGGGAGUCCAGGAACAAGCGGGACAAAAGGGGACAAAGGUGACACUGGUGCAAUGGGUAUCCAGGGCCCCGUUGGACCCAAAGGCAACGAAGGCAACAUGGGGAUCAUGGGGCCACCUGGGCCCUGCUCCCCGGCCAUCCAAUCCGCAUUCUCCGCAGCGGUCAGCGAGUCGUUUCCCGCUCCCGACUGGCCGGUUCCGUUCCCCGUCGUCAUCACCAACCAGCAGGGGCACUUUAACCCAAUCAUGGGCAUGUACAUGGCCCCCGUCAACGGCACCUACGUCUUCACCUUUAACCUGGCAGUUGCUUUGAAGCCCCUUACGGUGGGCCUGUUCGUCAACCACAACCCCGUAGUCAAAAACACAGAAGCGAAUAGCCGCUCCAGCACCAGCCAGACCAUCGUCCUGACCCUAAAAGCGUUUGACCGGGUGUGGCUGCAGGUGAAGAACGACCUCACCAACGGCCUUUUCACCGACAGCGGUAGCAGCAGCACGUUCUCCGGGUAUCUGCUGCACCCUGACUUCUGUGACAUGCCCUUUGGCCGGAUGUUCGCACCCGAGCCUCAAUAUAAACCGGGCGACUUCACCUGGUAGGAUCCUUUACAAACCACCACCGCCCCCCCACAGCAGUAGGCUCUAGACAGUCAGUCGCAGUUAGAGACCAAGAGUCCCACACAAACCCAAUCAAACACUCAGUGUAUUUAUAGCUGCAAGAUUUAAAGGAGGGGUAGUCCGUCACACAGAACAUUUCCAUGACAUUUCAACCAUUGACUCCCUUUAAUUUGUGGACUGCCGUUGUAGAAAUGGACGUUGGUGGUUGAGUGUUUAAGGAGGUAAAAGGUCAACAACAGAGCUGUUAUCACACUGCAAAAAAAAAACAAAAAUCCCCGAAAUUUCCUCUGAGUCUUCCAUGAGUUUGACGUCUGUGGUUUAGGAUGAAAUAACUGAACAACUGGAUGCAUGUCCAUGAAAUAUAGUGUAUGUUCCUGUCAGGAUUAAUCGUAAUAACUUCAUUGGAUCAGGUACUUUUUUGCGUGCAGUGUGUGUUAAAAAACUCAAAACAGCCUGUUGUGUUAGCAUCUUAGAGAAAGUACGAGAUAUUUAAAUAAAUUAGGAAGAACUGUGAUACAGGAAAAUACCCCUCCUUUAAAUGUUGAGAUAAAUUUACUCUUUUGAUUCAGCAUUUACUAAAAGAUGAACAUGCAUGUAGCCUUACAUGUGCCAGCUCGACAAAUGCAUUUAAUCAUGAACUUCCUUUAAUAAACAGGCCGACAGGUGAGCUGGUCGUAGACUACUUCAGUCGUCCGUAGUGGUUUUUACCUGCUCACAUCAUAAAAUGACUUCUUCAGAGUUUAUGUAUUUUUAAGUUAAGAGUUCAGCUUGCUGCAGUUUAGUUUUAGAGCCUUAAUGCAUUUUGCCUUUCCAAAUGUUUAUGACGCACAAAGUUCGAUGCCUGAGAAAGAAAUUAAUUGUAUUAAAUUGCAACCAAAGCGGCUGCUU
This is a messenger RNA of Etheostoma cragini (Arkansas darter), 2528 nucleotides long. RefSeq names its product otolin-1-like. Lineage: Eukaryota; Metazoa; Chordata; Actinopteri; Perciformes; Percidae. Gene Ontology annotation, molecular function: protein binding. The record is from RefSeq and is a predicted model, not a curated record. Bases 114 to 1622 code for a protein of 502 amino acids. The transcript has 5 exons.